This is a messenger RNA of Fusarium coffeatum, 1620 nucleotides long. RefSeq lists its product as uncharacterized. Gene Ontology annotation, biological process: phosphatidylethanolamine biosynthetic process. NCBI's taxonomy places the organism in Eukaryota, Fungi, Ascomycota, Sordariomycetes, Hypocreales, Nectriaceae. The record is from RefSeq and is a predicted model, not a curated record. The transcript has 3 exons. Gene Ontology annotation, cellular component: mitochondrion. The coding region runs from base 1 to 1620 and encodes 539 amino acids. Gene Ontology annotation, molecular function: phosphatidylserine decarboxylase activity.
AUGGCGCCAACCCUUGGUCAUGGCUCCUCCCAACUCGGCAGUCACAUGCUCCGCAACUCAUUCUAUACCCACGGUCGCUAUGCAAACUGUGGUUCGCCAUCUGCUUCGCGACACAUGCUCCAAGCCUCGACGAGAUCGCGAUGCCUAACACGGCCUUCGGUUUCUUCAAUUCGAACCUUCGCCUCCAAUUCGGGCAAGAGACCGAGAUUCUCACAGCGCCUCGGCGAGGCCAUGCGCAACACCAAAAUCCAAUGGUACCAGAUCCCUGUCGGUCUAGGUAUUGGAUUUCUCGGUCUCGUCCAGUUUUAUAAGGUCUCUUCCCGUGAGAGGGAGAGAUCCGAUAUCGAGGAUGGACAGGAGGGUACUAGGACUCCAAAAAAGCGUGCCAGAAUUCGUCCUGAUGGUCCCUGGCAAGUCCAGGUUAUGUCAACUCUGCCCCUAAAGGCUAUCUCUAGACUUUGGGGUCGAUUCAAUGAGCUGACUAUCCCUUACUACCUGCGUGUCCCUGGCUUCAAGCUGUAUUCUUGGAUUUUCGGUGUCAACCUUGACGAAGUUGCCGAACCCGAUCUCCAUGUUUAUCCCAACCUAGCAUCCUUCUUCUACCGUACUCUCAAGCCCGGUGCUCGACCCCUCGAUCAAGAUCCUCAUACCCUCGUCUGCCCCUCCGAUGGCAAAGUUCUGCAGUUCGGUCAGAUCCAAGGCGGUGACAUCGAGCAAGUUAAGGGUAUGACAUAUAGUAUCGAUGCUCUCCUUGGAAAGAAUACGCCUCCUGCGAGCAUUUCAGCCUCAGGCACCUCGACCCCUGCGACCAGCCUAGCUUCCACCGAUAUUUCGGAAGAGGAAGCUCUUGUAAAGCAGGACGAGGAGUUUGCUCAGGUCAAUGGCAUUCAUUACACCCUUCCCGAUCUCCUUUCCGGUGGUGGAAAACAGGCUCCUUCAGCAAAGGAUGAAUCUAUGCCCGCAUCUCCUGGUACAGUCUCUGAAGUUCGUGCCGAACUCGCUUUGGGCGAGCGACCUUGGUACGAUCUCGUAUCACCGGAGAAGUCUACAGCCCUUUACUAUGCAGUCAUCUACUUGGCCCCCGGCGAUUACCACCGUUUCCACUCUCCCACCAACUGGGUCGUUGACCGCCGACGCCAUUUCGCUGGAGAACUUUACAGCGUGUCCCCUUAUCUUCAGCGAACUCUACCUGGUCUUUUCACCCUGAACGAACGUGUAGUCCUUCUGGGACGCUGGCGCUGGGGUUUCUUCAGCUAUGUUCCAGUCGGUGCUACCAAUGUCGGCUCCAUCGUAGUCAACUUUGAUAAGGAACUCCGAACCAACAGCCUGUUGACCGACACAGCUGCGGAUCGAGCUGCAGAGGAGGCGGCCAGCAGGGGUGAGGUGUACCACGGAUUCGCUGAAGCCACGUACGAGGCUGCUAGCCCUGUUCUGAGAGGCCAUGCACUUCGACGCGGUGAAGAAAUGGGCGGUUUCCAACUGGGCAGCACUAUCGUACUCGUAUUUGAGGCACCCGCAAACAAAGUGGGUGAGGACAACAAGCACACCGGUUGGGAGUGGGCUGUGGAGAAGGAGCAAAAGGUAAAGAUGGGACAGGCUCUUGGCCGUAUUAUUGAGUAA